AAAGCUGAUCCAUGCUGACGUGAACUGAACUCACCUUAUCCCAAUCUUUGGACAGAAUCUGCCCACAUCAGCUUGGAUAACUUUACACUCCCUCCGGUUGCAUGCAUUGUAGAACCUUUUUCAGCUCCCAUUUCCAUAUCCCUCUUAACUGAAAAACCACCACUAACAACACCACCACCACCACUGACUCCAUUUCUGCCACUAGUGCAGUACAUCCACAUAACCAUGGCUGCAACAGCUGCAGCAGCAGUGGGCUCAUCUUUCUCUCAAUCCAUCCAGACCCUCAAAUGCAUGCGUUUUAAGAAAUUGACAGCUGAAGCUGAUCAUUCUGUCCUCAAAAUUCCAUCUACUCGCAUGAUAUCAUCGAUAUCUCACUCUUACUUCACUCAUGAGCUUUUCCCCACAAACGGCACAGUUCAAAAGUGGCGUGUGCUUAAGGUAUCUGCUGCUGUUACCCAACAAGAAGCUGCGGCAACUGCCCAAGUGGAAGAAAGUUUGGUGGAGGAAGAGGAGAAGGAAGGAGAAGCUGAAGCUGAGGCUGAGAGUGAAGCUGAGUCUCCUGUGAACACUAAGCUUUACUUUGGGAACUUGCCUUACAAUGUUGACAGUGCCCAACUUGCUGGGAUAAUACAAGAAUAUGGCAGUCCAGAGCUUAUUGAGGUGCUUUACAAUAGAAACACUGGGAAAAGCAGGGGCUUUGCAUUCGUGACAAUGAGCACCAUUGAAGAUUGUAACGCAGUUAUUGAAAAUCUGGAUGGAAGUGAAUAUCUUGGUCGAAAUUUGAGGGUGAACUUUUCGGACAAACCAAGACCUAGAGAACCUUUAUAUCCAGAAACCGAAUACAAGCUUUUUAUUGGGAAUCUAUCAUGGUCUGUCACAUCUGAAAGUUUGACACAAGCCUUCCAAGAAUAUGGAAAUGUCGUUGGAGCAAGGGUUUUAUACGAUGGGGAGACAGGAAGGUCGCAGGGUUAUGGCUUUGUCAGCUACUCGACAAAAUCAGAGAUGGAAUCUGCUCUUCAAUAUCUUAAUGGAGUGUUCACUUUUCAGGAACUAGAAGGAAGGGCAAUCCGGGUGAGCCGGGCUCAAGGAAGACGAUCAUAAGAUCACGAUUGAAAAUGUGAAUUCCAGAAGCAUUGGCAGUAACUAUCAAUCUCUUAGAGGAGAUAGAAGGAGGGAGUCAUUCAGAUAAUAUAAUCAAUCACCCUGAGUGACCUGAAAUUCCUUUUCAUUUCUCCUUGUGAUAUAUACUUCAUUUUCCCCUUCAGCAUCUUUUGAGUGGAACUCAUAACAAAUCUCAUUUUCACCUUUGAUUGUUCAUUGGACUAAGACAUGAAUUGUUCUUUGUGGUUCAUAAUUGACAACUAACAACUGCUGUUGUUACUUGUAAGGGUGCAAGAACAGGCACUGUCUUGAACAUCAUAGUUCGCAAUCUUGAUAGCCUGAUGGCAAAGGAACAUCACCUUUAAUCAUUCCCCUCACUCAAAAAAAAAAAAAAUAGAAAAAAUCUAAGUCUUGAUUCAUGGAAAUUGCAAAUUUUACUAGUUAUAUGCCAAGUUGUAUUAGUUGCAGAAAUGCAUGCUGACAUUUCACAGCAAAG
Molecule: messenger RNA, 1597 nt
Organism: Durio zibethinus
Lineage: Eukaryota; Viridiplantae; Streptophyta; Magnoliopsida; Malvales; Malvaceae
Product: 28 kDa ribonucleoprotein, chloroplastic-like
Biological process (GO): chloroplast rRNA processing
Cellular component (GO): chloroplast thylakoid membrane
Molecular function (GO): mRNA binding
Source: RefSeq, a predicted model, not a curated record